CAGCCGGGACGUGGAUUCGUGAAGCUUCGGAACCUUGCGGCAGUCGUGCACGCCGUCACGGCCCAAUGAGAGUUUACUGCUUCAUCGACGCCCUUCGCUCGGGGCCAUCCCAAGCCCAGAUAUGGUAGCGGAUGACAUAUCCGUCACAAGCUAUCGACGAUGCCUCAAAUUCCUCACACCACCCGGCCGUCGACCGCUGUUCCGUUUUCUGUUUAUCUGCGCUCGCCGUCCCUCCGCCUUGGUCCUCCUCCUCUGUCCUCCUGAUCCUCACCCCGUUUGCGCCGCACUUUCCGUCUCACUGAAUCUGCUCACCGCGCGCGGAGGAAAACACGCCCGUGGCCGCCGCUUUUCCACUGCCUCGGCGACGCCUCGCCUUGAAACUCUGAGGCUCUUGCUCGCUGGUGCCACUGGUGAACGGCCCCUAGCAGAGUGUCCCUCGUACUGCCUCCAUCCUUUCCAAGCCAGGUCCGGGAAGCAAAAGAAAGAAUAGAACAGAACAGAAAGAAAGAAAGUAGAGGACGGCCCUUCCAGCUCUGCAUUCCCUCAACCUAUCUAGUCGUCAGCGAGGCGCACCAGCUUCUUGAAUACAUGAUUCCUCCGCGCUUCAUUUCGCUCUCGCACGCAGCGCUGCUAUUAGGGCUGCUGCCCUUAGCCAUAGCUUCAGCUCAUGGCGACGACCAUGCCACAGGCAUGGACAUGAGCGGCAUGGGCGACAUGGCCUCUCACCCAGCCCCGACGGCGUCGCACAGCUCUGACGAGCUGCCUUUGAGUUACUUUCGGCUGGGUCAGUAUUCUGGAUGGAUCUAUGGUCACAUUAUUGUCAUGUCCUUGACCUGGACAGUGCUUCUGCCUCUAGCAACGGUGUUUAGCGUGGCGCAAUCGCGUUUCGCUCUUCCAUCGCAGACCAUCUUCUUCUUAGCAAACGCGGUGGGCCUGUUCUUGGGCACCGUCUACAAUGCCAGAACACCCGAUCUGUACGAGAACAAUGCCCACCACAAGAUGGGAUGGAUCUUUACCUGGUUUGCCGCCGCCUGGAUCGUCCUGGGCGUGAUCAACAUCUACGCCGGCCGCUUCGCCAAAAACAGGCGUCAUUCUGGCCAGCAAAUGUCCAUUGCAAACAUGACGAGGUACCAGCGUCUACAGCACGACGCUGAGGAAUCGCCCGACAGACGAUGGUCUCGCGACUCUGGACAGGGGACCGAACGCAAUUCGGACUCUCUCUUCGGGGCCGGAUCUCCAGGAGCCGAACCGGAGCAUCCAAGGCCUUUUGCAGAGCCGCUCCCGAUGUACAACACGAACGAUUUUGAUGACGAUUCUGGCGAACCGGAAAAGCGCGGAUUCCUGCAGAAUACGAGCGUCGAUCGUUUCCUAUCCAGGAACAUCCAUCGAGUCUCUUCCAAAUUCUUGCUAGUAAGCAAGGUCGUCUACAUUGUUUUCGAGCGCCUGCUCGUCGUCAUGGGCUUCACUGCCCUUCUGACCGGCGUCGUGACGUUUGGCGGACUUUUCCACGGUGGGGCCGUUUUUAACGGCUUGGCUCAUUGGAUCAAGGGUGGCAUUUUCUUCUGGUAUGGCCUCCUGACUCUUGGCCGCUGGAUGGGAUCCUUUGCCGACUUUGGAUGGGCUUGGAACGUCAAGCCUGGACUUGAUCUUGUUCCCAGGUGGAAAACUCGCAUCCCCAGCGCCGAGUUUGUGGAGUCCUUGGUAAUCGCUCUGUACGGCGUGACCAACGUCUGGCUUGAGCAUCUGGCCGCCUGGGGCGGUGCUUGGGCACCUCAGGACUUGGAGCACGUCUCCAUCACCAUCCUGUUUUUCGGUGGAGGCGUCCUGGGCAUGUUGAUCGAAUCCUCUUCGAUUCGCGAGCUGCUUUCAACGCACAUCAUCAACGUUCACGAAGACGUGAUUCAGCAUUCGCCUUCCACGUCGGAGGAAGAAACAUGGAAGCAGCCAAACAACUAUCACGUUCCUCUGAACCCAAUGCCAGCCCUCGUCAUUCUUCUGCUCGGAAUCAUGAUGGGUUCUCACACUCAGGCAAGUAUGAUUUCUAGCAUGAUUCACAAGCAAUGGGGCCAACUUUUCGUCGGCUAUGCCUUGGCUCGUGGAUUCACAUACAUGCUUCUUUACAUCAAGCCGUACACAUCAUACUUGCCCGCCCGGCCUCCAACUGAGUUGAUCGCGUCGUUCUGCCUCGUCGGCGGUGGAUUGGUUUUCAUGGCCAGCUCCAGGGACGUCGUCGAAGCCAUCGAAUACAACGGACUGGAUGCCAUGUUCAGCUUCACUGUCACCAUGGGCUUUACCGCCUUGGUCAUGGCUUGGGUGGUCAUCCUGCUUGCCAUCAAGGGCUGGGCUGUCAGAAAGGAGAAGCCCAAUGUCUUCAGUCGCCGCAUGGGAGCGUCGCAACAAGCCUAGAUGUUACCCGUGGACAUGUUACAACGCUGACUUCGAGCGAUGUAAUCUCGCAUUGAUUCAGCCUGCGUAUACCCCCCCCC
Messenger RNA from Verruconis gallopava, 2486 nucleotides. RefSeq lists its product as uncharacterized. The transcript is spliced from 3 exons. NCBI's taxonomy places the organism in Eukaryota, Fungi, Ascomycota, Dothideomycetes, Venturiales, Sympoventuriaceae. Bases 589 to 2406 code for a protein of 605 amino acids. The record is from RefSeq and is a predicted model, not a curated record.